GCUUCAUCCAGUGGAUCACAUCAUGAUCAAGGAACCAUUCUUCGUCUAUAAAUGAAAGGGUCUGCUUACUAGGGGAGACCUAAUUUAAGUACUGAAAUUACUGAGGCUGCAAGGUCGGCCCGUCCCCUCAUCAUUUCACUCUAGCCCAGUGAGUUUUACUCCAGCAUCUCCUCUUAUCCUAUUUCUUGUUGUCGUGGUGGUUCAAUUCGUUACUUACGCUAUUUUGUUCUGCAGACACAUGGUUUUCACUCAGUACGCCGACGGACGUCAAGAAAAACGCGUCGAGAACUACACCAAGUUCUGGCAAAAGGAUCUUGGUAAGGAAGGUGAAGUGGACAAUCAAAACCGCGUUGAGAGCUACACCGACGUUGUGAACGGUUACUACGAUGGAGCGACGGAGCUGUAUGAGUAUGGCUGGGCGCAGUCCUUCCACUUCUCGCGAUUCUACAAAGGAGAGGCUUUUGCAGCAUCCUUGGCCCGUCAUGAGCACUACCUCGCAGCCCAAAUGUCGCUUCGCCCUGGUAUGCGCGUGCUGGAUGUCGGGUGCGGCAUCGGUGGUCCCGCACGGGAGAUAGCUCGGUUUGCCGACGUCAACAUCGUUGGAUUGAACAACAAUGAUUUCCAGGUUCAGCGUGCUCGGAAGUACACUAAGAAGGCUGGUCUUGAGGACCAAGUAAGUUUUGCCAAGGGUGAUUUUAUGAAGCUGUCAGAACAGUUCGGUGAGAACUCAUUCGAUGCUGUGUAUGCUAUUGAAGCCACUGUCCAUGCACCCACGUGGGAAGGAGUGUACGGGGAAAUCAUGAAGGUUCUGAAGCCUGGAGGAGUCUUCGGCGUCUACGAGUGGUGCAUGACUGAUGCAUGGAAUCCAUCAAUCCCUGCGCACAAGGAACUUGCCCAUGCUAUUGAAUUUGGCAAUGGUAUCCCAGAGAUGCGCCACUUGAAGAAAGCCCGCGAAGCCAUGGUCAACGUUGGCUUCACGAUUGAGCAUGAAGAGGAUUUGGCUGAACGUCCUGACGAAGUUCCAUGGUAUUACCCACUUGAAGGCGAUAUCUGGAAAGCCCAGACUACCUGGGAUUACUUUACCGUUUGGCGAAUGAGCUGGAGCGGCAAGCUUGUUUCACACACUGCAAUCAAAUUCAUGGAGAUGCUUAAUCUUUUGCCCAAAGGCACUUAUGAUGUUGGCGAAUCCCUGAAGGUUGCUGCUGAUGCGCUUGUGAAAGGUGGCCAGACAAAGCUCUUCACGCCCAUGUACCUCGCAAUCUGCCGCAAGCCCAGGCUCUCCGAAAGUUAGACUACACACCUACAUAUAUAUUACGUAUAUAAUCCCUGCUAACACUUACUUACUCUAGAAACAUUGCACGAUGAUAUGGCACUCUUUGACCUUGA
Suillus discolor is the source of this 1386-nucleotide messenger RNA. Its product is annotated as S-adenosyl-L-methionine-dependent methyltransferase. Gene Ontology annotation, biological process: ergosterol biosynthetic process. The record is from RefSeq and is a predicted model, not a curated record. The coding region runs from base 239 to 1291 and encodes 350 amino acids. Gene Ontology annotation, molecular function: sterol 24-C-methyltransferase activity. Gene Ontology annotation, cellular component: endoplasmic reticulum. The transcript has 5 exons. Lineage: Eukaryota; Fungi; Basidiomycota; Agaricomycetes; Boletales; Suillaceae.